AGGGAAUGGGGCAGCUGAGGGGCUCAUUUCCUUUUCCCUUAGGAACCCCAAUUUCCACAAGCCCUGCCCCAUUUCCCCUUGGAUGUUUUUCUCCUUAACAUCCUGGCGCAGCGUUGUUGGGGCCGUGGCCAGCUGCCAGGCUCUCCCCCAGAGGUGGCUGCAUUUCAGCUCUAGGCACCCCACGGACAGAGCCCAGAGCCAGCUGCAGGGAGUGAGAGCUGUCCCGGUGGAGCGGACUGGGGGGCGCUGUCCAUCUCGAGGACGCGGAGCCGUAGCUGUCUCCGCCCGCCCGCCGACCAUGGCUAGAUGAUCCUGGCCCCGCGCCAUGCUGCAGUCCCGCGCCCGGUACCUGCUGCUUCUGCUGGGGGUGCAGCUGGUGGUGAUGGCGCUGCUGUACCACGAGGGCUACCGCCGGCGGGUCGCCUACUUCCUGGGCAUCUUCUACAAAGGGGGGGCCCCGGCCGGGCUGGGGGGACCACAGGGCUCCACCCACAAUGCCUCGCUGCCCGGUGACGUCUACGCCAACCUCAGCCUCAUCGCCCGGCCCCCACUGCGUCCCGAGGAACUGCCCUACUGCCCUGAGACCUCUCCAUUUCUAGGGGGCCCGAUCCGGGUGACCUUCCCCCCGGGGCUGACCCUGGAGGAGAUUGUGCGCAAGAACCCCUACGUGACGGCCGGAGGCAGGUACCAGCCCCCCGACUGCGACCCCCUGCACCGCACGGCUGUCAUCAUCCCCCACCGCAACCGGGAGCAGCACCUGCGCUACCUCCUCUACUUCCUGCACCCCUUCCUGCAGCGUCAGCAGCUCAGCUAUGGCAUCUACAUCAUUCACCAGGCAGGGAACUACACCUUUAACCGGGCCAAGCUGCUGAAUGUGGGGUUCAAGGAGGCAAUGAAGGAUGAGGACUGGGACUGCAUGUUCUUCCACGAUGUUGACCUUAUCCCUGAGGAUGACCGCAACCUGUACACCUGCGACCGCUUCCCCAAGCACGCUGCUGUCGCCAUGGACAAAUUUGGAUACAAGUUGCCCUACAAGACGUACUUCGGGGGGGUGUCGGCUUUGACCCCGGAGCAGUACAUGAAAAUGAACGGUUUCCCGAACAACUACUGGGGCUGGGGGGGCGAAGAUGAUGACAUCGCUGUGAGGGUGGCGCUGAGCGGGAUGCUGAUCUCCCGGCCCUCCAUCCAGCACGGCCGCUACCGCAUGAUCAAACACGGCCAUGACAAGGGCAACGAGCAGAACCCCAGGAGGUGA
Chelonoidis abingdonii (Abingdon island giant tortoise) is the source of this 1255-nucleotide messenger RNA. RefSeq names its product beta-1,4-galactosyltransferase 3-like. The record is from RefSeq and is a predicted model, not a curated record. Gene Ontology annotation, biological process: carbohydrate metabolic process. Gene Ontology annotation, molecular function: galactosyltransferase activity. Gene Ontology annotation, cellular component: Golgi apparatus. Lineage: Eukaryota; Metazoa; Chordata; Testudines; Testudinidae.